UCAGCCGUUUCAAUCCAACCGAGCGGCUUUCAGUUUUCUUUCAGUCCGCUCGCAACGUUUGCUCGGUGAGCCCGCGUCGAUCGGAGAUCCGACCCUCGUCGAACGUGUCUUGUUUUGCGAUCUUCGUAUAUAAAUUGUUAGUUUUUGGAAUUUCAAAGCGCGAUUUUACUGGAUUUUCGUACAGUGCUUGCGUUGUGAUUCGAUUGUUACGAAUGCUGUAGAGUACUUUUUGAGUUUUUUUUUUUGGAUAUCCCGGAGCUGGUAGAUUCGAUUAAAGACAAUCGACAGAGGACCCUCGACCGCUUGUCAUUCAAAGAUGUGACGUACCGCAGGAGAGGACCCCCGGUAUCUAGCAAGGGUAGCUACGCAAGGGUAGUUUCGAUAUUGACAGGCCGAUAUCAUGAAGUGGCGCCUCCGCUUGACCGUCGUCCUCGUCGUCUCGACGGCGCUCGUCGACGUCGGGGUGCUCUGCAAUCAAGAUAGCGCUCUAUUGGAGGACCCAACGACGCCGAAACCGACGCCCGACCAGGAAGAGUCGCUGCUGCUCAACAGCGACCUGCCCAUCUUCCUGGCCGAGCCCCAGCACGCGUUCGUCGUGAAAAACCGGCCGGCCACGUUGCAAUGCCGCGCCGCCCACGCCCUCAGCCUCUACUUCAAGUGCAACGGCGCCAAGAAGGUGGAGACCGUCGAAAAUUGGUUCGUCGAUCCGCAGACGGGCGUCCGGAUCUUCGAGGCCGAGGCCAACGUCACCAGGGACAUGGUCGAGGAGUUCUUCGGCAAGGAUAAAUUCAAGUGCGAAUGCCACGCUUGGAGCGGCAGAGGAAGCAUCCGGAGCCAGCCCGCCACCGUCGAAGUUGCAUACCUGAAGAAGCAGUUCGAGGCGAACCCGGAGCCCGCCUACAUGGUGGAGCUGGGCCACCAGGUGGACCUGCGGUGCGUGCCGCCGACGGGCAUGCCGCCGCCGCGGGUUUAUUGGCUGCGCGGCGGGCAGGUCCUGCAAUCCGAUACCGACGUCCUGGUGACCAGCGAGGGGCACCUGCUGAUCGGCCAGGCCAGGCAGCAGGACACGGGGAAUUACACGUGCGUGGCCGAGAACAUCGCCGCGAAAAGAAUGGCUACCCCGUCGCAGAUCAUCGUGUUCGUAAACGGUGGUUGGUCCUCCUGGUCGGCUUGGGUGGACUGCCAUUGCCCGGGCGACACCCUGGUGGCGGGCAUGAUGAGCACCAGGACGUGCACCAACCCGCCCCCGAGCAACGGGGGCAAGGCGUGCCAAGGACUCGCCGUCCGAAGGACCAAGGACUGCGUUCCAUGUCCGCAAGAAGAGCUCGUAUUGGAUAACGCUUACGACUAUGAUACUAGCGAUAACGCAUACGUGGAACCGGCCCAUUGGUCUCCUUGGUCGGAAUGGUCCGAUUGCAAUCAAGACUGCACCAAAACGAGGAAAAGACAGUGCCUGCCCGGCUCGGAGGGCGGCAGGAAAACCUGCAACGGAAAGGAUUUCCAAACGACCAAAUGUCCAACGGACCAAUGCAAAACUGUAGAACUGACCAAAGUAGCAGGCGGUAAUUACGAGAAGACCCAAAACGAUUUGAACGUGGUGGUGAUUUGCCUGGCCGCCAUUUUCGGCAUCCUCCUGACCUCGGUGGUCGUGUAUUACUUCAUCAGGAAGCACAGGAAGAAGAAGAGGCAACACCAGAGCCUCUACAACAUGGCCUCGAACGAUUACCACCCGGAAUUUUUCUCCGAUCCCGACAAGAAAUCGCUCACCCUCCAGCCGGACGUCACCCAAACGAUACCGCCCUGCUACGAGUACCCCUACACCACGCCGGCCACGUCGGUCACGCGAUCCGUCUCCGAGCACCACUACGACGUGCCACACCUGACGUCCGGCAGCGACAUCCAGAUGUCGCCGGCCACCAGCUCCACCUUGGAGUCAUCCAGCGGCAAAAGGAGCCAGCUCAGCGGCUUCACCAAUAACUCUGAUUCAACCUACGAAGUAGCAACUGAUACGGUCACAUUACCAAUGGCGAAUCUACCAACAGCUUACGCUGUCACUCCUACUGCAUCUGGAAACUACACGAAAUCCACUUUAUCCGGAUCCGGCGGGUUUUUAAACCUACCCGACCUGCGAGUGACGCUUCUGGUGCCCGAAGGAGUUCUCCCCAAGAGCAGGAAGCAGGAGAUAUUCCUAUCUAUACUCAACGAAGAUGGCUUCAGGCCGAAGCUGUCCGAAGGUCUGACGCAACUGAGCCCGAUCGUUUCCUGCGGCCCCAACAUCGCCCUCAACAAGGGAGUCGUACUGAAGAUACCCCAUUGCGCCGAGAUCACUCGCAACAACUGGCAAAUCUCCAUACUGCAAAGCGAUUGCAGCAAUCCCCAGUGGCAGAACGCCGUCACUUUGGGCCAGGAAACUAUAAACACCAACGUGUUUUGCCAAUUGGAUAAAUACGACGCGUUCCUCAUCACCGAACAACUGGCCAGAUACGUGAUAGUAGGCAGAUCGGACCAACCCGGAUCUGCCAUUAAGAGACUCAAACUAGCCGUAUUCGGUCCGAAACUGUGCUUCCAAUCCUCCGGCGAUUACAGCUUAAGAGUGUAUGUACUCGAAGACACCAACUCAUCCAUGGACACGGUUUUCGGACAAGAGCAACGCCUCGGCGGCCAUCUCUUAGACGAGCCCAGGUGCAUCACUUUCCAAGACACCGGCAGCGAUUUAUGCCUGUCGCUAGACAACAUAAGCGACGGCUGGCGCGCCAAACCGUCCACCAACUACCAAGAGAUCCCCUUCAGGCACCUCUGGCAGGCGACCAGCAACAGCCUGCACUGCUCCUUCACCUUGGAGAGCCUCGAACCGGCCGGUUCGCUCGGCUUCCAGUUGCGCGUCAACCAGAAGGGCUUCGACUACAUCCAGGUGUUCGACGUGCGCUGCAAGGACGACGACGCGCCCAAGGGCGUCGACUACGCGAAGAGCGCCAAGCGCAGCGUCGUGGUGACCGACAGGGGGGUGGCGCUCUGCGAGGACCACAACAGGACGAGGCUGUCGAAGGCGCUGAAGCGGCAGCUGUGCCAGUGCCUGGACGCGCCGACGCAGCACGGGAACAACUGGCGCAUGCUGGCGCACAAGUUGAACGUGCACGGGUAUAUCAUCUACUUCGGAACGAAGGCGUCGCCGACCGAUUGGAUUUUGGACCUGUGGGAGGCGAGGAAUAGGGGCGGUAAGGCGCUGACGGAUCUCAGGCAGAUCCUGAUCGAUAUGGGACGAACCGAUGCUGUGACUAUUUUAGACAAUUCGUUCGCGACUAAUGAUUUUUGA
Phyllotreta striolata is the source of this 3313-nucleotide messenger RNA. The record is from the annotation of a GenBank genome assembly. Lineage: Eukaryota; Metazoa; Arthropoda; Insecta; Coleoptera; Chrysomelidae.